Molecule: messenger RNA, 1924 nt
Organism: Oryzias melastigma (Indian medaka)
Lineage: Eukaryota; Metazoa; Chordata; Actinopteri; Beloniformes; Adrianichthyidae
Product: tripartite motif-containing protein 16-like protein
Exons: 1
Coding region: 1-1608 (535 amino acids)
Molecular function (GO): zinc ion binding; protein binding
Source: RefSeq, a predicted model, not a curated record
AUGAUUCGGAGAGCAAAGAUGGAUCAGAAACGAGCACAGCUGGAUGGAGAAGCUCUGUCCUGCUCAGUCUGUUUGGAUCUACUGAAGGAUCCAACGACACUACCCUGUGGACACAGCUACUGCAUGAGCUGCAUACAGAACUACUGGAGGGAAGGAAGCCAGAGGAGAACCCACAGCUGUCCUCAGUGCAGGAGGACCUUCAAUCCAAGACCGGUUCUGGAGAAAAACAUCAUGUUAGCAGAGUUAGUGGAGGAGCUGAAGAAGACUUCUGACUGUAAGGAACACCUCCUACAUCAAUUUAUGGCUCCAGCUUCACAAAAACACAACCAGGAGGACAUCUGCCCCAGCCACGACGAGGAGAUGAAGAUCUUCUGUCGCACUGAUCAGCAGUGUAUCUGUUACAUCUGUCUAAUGAACGAACAUCAGGGUCACGAAACAGCCCAAAUAGCAGAAGAGAGGUUUGAGAAGCAGGAGAAGCUCCAGGUGACACGACAACAAGCCCAGCAGAAGACCCAGGACUGUGCAGAAGCUGUGAAGGAGCUCCAGCAGAAGGUGAAGAUCAUUAAUACUUAUGCGGACAAAGCAGUGGAGGACAGCGAGAAGGUCUUUGCUGAGAUGAUUCGUCUCAUCCACAAAAGAAGCUCUGAAGUGAAGGAGAAGAUCAGAUCCCACCAGGAAGCUGAGGUGAGUCGAGUCCUGAGUCUCCAGGAGGAGCUGGAGCAGGAGAUCAGAGAUCUGAAGAGCAAAGAGGAAGAGAUUGAGAUGCUCUCACACACAGACGACCACUGCCAGUUCCUGCACAGAUACUCCUCACUGUCAGCUCUCAGUCAGUCCACACACUCAUCCGGCCUCCCGGUUUGUCCUUUGAGGUUCUUUGAGGAGGUGACAAAAGCUGCAUCAGACACCAGAGACAAACUACAGGAGCUCUUGAGGGACAAACAGGCAAACCUCUCACCAAAGUCCUUCAUUUUCAUAUGUGUCCUUUUGAUCAUUUAUUUGAGUUUAGUUGGAUCUUUUAUGCUGAAAAAGGACGUUUCACUGCCAGAACCAGAACCAAAGAGCAGGGAGGAUUUCUUGAAAUAUUCAGGAGAACUCACACUGGAUCCAAACACGGCAAACCCACAUCUGGUUCUGUCUGAAGCAAACAGAAAAGCAGCAUUCACGCAUAUCAGAAGCCAUUACCACAACCAUCCAGACCGGUUCAUCUACUGGACCCAGGUUCUGAGCAAAGAGAAACUAUGGGGACGCCGGUACUGGGAGGUGGAGUGGACUGGAGGAGCAGUUUACGUUGCAGUGGCGUACAAGAACGUCCAAACAUCACGGUUUGGACAUGAUCACCAAUCCUGGGCCUUAUAUUGCGACAAAAACAGCUACGUCUUCUACCACAAAGGACUGCAGACCCCUCUGUUGGGUCCUGUUUCCUCCAGGGUGGGGGUGUACCUGGACCACGGAGCAGGUGUUCUGUCCUUCUACAGGGUCUCUGAAACCAUGACUCUGCUCUACACAGUCCAGACCACCUUCACUCAGCCGCUCCACGCCGGCCUGGGCCUCUACGACUACUUCCUGUACACAGGAGGAGACUCCGCAGAGUUCAUUAAGCUGAAGUGAGCGGCAUUGUGGGUAACGGGGGAUUCGUUUUUGUCUUUCCCUUCUCCUUAACUACUAAAAAACUAAAUAGUGCAGGGUUAUCUAGUGCCUUGGAUUCAAUACGGACACCAUGGUCACCAUUUUUAACAGCAAAUACGGGUUGCAGAUUUCCCAAAGUAAAAACCUAAUAAAUGCAUUUUAUUUUUUAAAAGAAAAAGUGUUCAAAAUAAGUGCAUGGCGGUCCAUAUUUGGCAGUCUAGUUAGCAUUGUCGCUAGCUGAUCUGUAACAGCUACCUGAUCUAGUACGACGAGCAAUCUGUAAUGGAUAGCCACUUUG